Messenger RNA from Cotesia congregata, 585 nucleotides. The record is from the annotation of a GenBank genome assembly. NCBI's taxonomy places the organism in Eukaryota, Metazoa, Arthropoda, Insecta, Hymenoptera, Braconidae.
AACUUUUAUAAACUUGAAUAUUUUCAGGCAAAGUCAACUUCUUGCAAAGAAGCAAUAGAAAAAUGGGAAAAUGAAACCGGGAAAAAAGCGAGUGUUGAAAAAGAAGUUCUCUUGUCAUUUCAGUGGCCUCCUAUUGAAAAGAUGGAUCACCAUUUGUCAUUUUUAAAAAAUGUUGAGAUGCUGUCCUUGUCAACAAAUAUAAUUGAAAAAAUAUCAAACCUUGAUUCAUUGAAAAAUUUAAAAGUUUUGUCACUGAGUCGUAAUAAUAUCAAGACGUUAUCCGGAUUAGAUUCAAUCGGUGAUCAUUUGGAGGAGCUGUGGAUCUCAUAUAAUUUCAUUGAAAAACUAAAAGGUGUUCAUGUAUUAAGAGCGUUAAAAGUUUUGUAUAUGGGUAAUAAUUUAGUAAAAGAUUGGAACGAAUUUAAUCGGCUUCAAGAUUUAUCUAAUCUUGAAGAAUUAGUAUUUGCAAACAAUCCUAUAAAUGAAAACCUCGAAGUUGAAUCCUGGAGGUCACAAGUGAUACGAAAACUUCCUCAACUAAAAAAACUCGACGCCAUUCCAAUAAUACAUGAAGAUGACGAUUAA